Messenger RNA from Gossypium arboreum, 1230 nucleotides. RefSeq lists its product as uncharacterized. The record is from RefSeq and is a predicted model, not a curated record. The coding region runs from base 134 to 1024 and encodes 296 amino acids. Lineage: Eukaryota; Viridiplantae; Streptophyta; Magnoliopsida; Malvales; Malvaceae. The transcript has 3 exons.
GUGCAACAACUCGUUUGGUUUCUUCUUUCUCUUUUUCCCACUUCCCAUUUCACCACUUCUUUUGGCUCUAAGUUUCUUAAAGUUCCUUAUCAUGCCAACUUCCAGUUCUUGUCCCUGACUGCUUUCAUCAAAGAUGUCUACAACACAGGAAGGGGUUGUAUGUAGGGCCAAAGCAGAAUGGACUCCGUCUCGGGAUGCAUUUCUGGUUGAGCUUUUCACCGAGCAGCACAAUUGUGGACGAACUGCCUAUAAUGAAUUCAAGAACGAUGUUAUUCGGUCUGUUACGCGUGAUUUUAACAAGAAGUUCGGUAUGAAUUUGGAAGAAAACCAAAUAAAAAACCGUUACAAUGUGAUGAAAAAAGAUUAUGGCGUUGUUAAAACCCUACUCGGACAUAAUGGAUUUGGUUGGGAUGAAACUCGACAAAUGGUGGUUGCUGAUGACAAAGUUUGGGACAACUAUAUCGCGGUACGAAGUGAAGCAAGACCCUUCCGACGCAAGAGCUUUCCUCUCUAUAAACAAAUGUCUAUCAUAUUUGAAGGCGAAAGAACUACCUGCAAAUCCAUGCCGAACACGGCUCCAAUGAUAACUGAAGAGGGGAAUAGCAACACAGAGACAGUUCGAUCUUCAGAGCCAACUAAUGUACCGACACAAGUGGUUGAGGGUACCCUUGAUUCUGAUUCGAUAAUUCGAAUAAGUGACAAACAACCUAAGAAACGAAAGUCUGAGGCUCCAAGAGCUUCAGCUCAUAAGAAAAGGGUCUGCUAUGAUGCUGGUGAGCCGAUAGAGAACGCCAUAUACGAGAUGUUUUCAGCUGUCAAGAUGAGAGCUUUACAAAGAGAUGCAUCAAGCGAGAGAACAUUGUAUCAUAAGUGCCUGGAAGAGUUGCAGCAUUUAGAACUGGAUGAUGCUGAGUUUACAAAGUCUGUCAAUGUUCUGAAAGACGAUAAAAACGCAAUUGCAUUCAUGACAAUUAAAGGGCCUCGGCGUUUGAUUUGGUUGAGGUCUCUAUGGCAAGCAUCGUGACCUGAAAAUCGAAAUAGAUUAGAAACAAUUGCCUCACUUCCAUUCGUGAGUGUUAUACCUCUUUUGUUGCAGAUCCGCUUCUGCUUGUGAGUACUGAUGCUCAUAUGCAACACCUGUUACCUUGUGGGUUAAGAAACUCGUUUCCUUAUCUAUUUGGUCUUUUUCGACACAUAAAUAUCAUCAUUUCCGGUUGAAAUUUUGAAACA